Molecule: messenger RNA, 420 nt
Organism: Echinostoma caproni
Lineage: Eukaryota; Metazoa; Platyhelminthes; Trematoda; Plagiorchiida; Echinostomatidae
Source: the annotation of a GenBank genome assembly
AUGGCCAGUGGUCAAAUGUUUUUAAUGCUUGCGCACUCAGAUUCGAUUCUCAUCUUGGAUCGACGGAUUUACACGACUCCCCUUAUUUCACCACCCGAAACUUCUGGACCACCUUCGCAGUCAGAAGCUAGUACUGAUUCUGCUAACCGUACCAGUGAUCGGGCACAGAGCAAUAUCGUUGCAACACCCCACGAUCGCUCCCAUCCAACUUCGGUUCAGUGUAACCCCCCGGACGAUCAGAUCCCAGUCACUAUAGCUGUGAAGACACCUUCUACCUUGGGUCGUGCCAUUGGAGUUACCAAGAAUGCAUAUCCGACAUCGAUUACCGGGUCGGAGAUUCCGAACAAAACUUGUUUCGCGUUGGUUUUGGACGCUAAUCGUUUGCUAUUGAGCAAGGUGAGUGUAACUGGAUCCGGUUAA